Molecule: messenger RNA, 1142 nt
Organism: Epinephelus fuscoguttatus (brown-marbled grouper)
Lineage: Eukaryota; Metazoa; Chordata; Actinopteri; Perciformes; Serranidae
Exons: 5
Coding region: 1-816 (271 amino acids)
Molecular function (GO): protein binding
Source: RefSeq, a predicted model, not a curated record
AUGACGGGGAAGCAAACUAGGUUGGAGGGGUUCGGCUGGCUGGGAGCGUGGCAGAAGAACAAACAGACGGGCAGGCGGGCAGUCUACACGCUGCCCAUCCUUGUGAAGCUAUCAUCAUUUACCAGCAUCAACAUGAGAGCUAUUGUACUGCUGUGUCUGCUGCAUGCAGCCUCUGGUCAGUAUUUCUGGAACUCACCUGAUUCCACGACAAGUUAUCCAGAACAUGAUGUUUGCCUUUUGGAUCAGACAUCAUGUGGCUGCUGUCUGAUGCAGAAGCAGAUGCACAGGAUGGUGAAGUUCUUCAACCUAACCCACAAAUUAAUGAGCGCGGGGCUGAGAAAAUCACAGAUGGCCCUUGACACUGUGAAAGCCAGCCGCAGUGUCUUCUCUGUCGGCCUCAACGAUCACAAAAACAUGAGCUGCUACGGCCCCUUUAGCACUACACAAAUCAUCAUCUACAAACACGUCUUCAUUAAUUGGGACAAUGUCUACAGCACGGACACUGGUAUCUUCACCGUUCGCAGCUCUGGUGUCUACAGCAUUUCCGUCACCAUCUACACACCUCGUUCUGCUGGUAGCAUCAGUGGCGCCUGCGCCUAUCUGCAGCUCAACGGCAUGGACGUGGCUGUACUCUUCGAACAAGAAAACCAUGACUUGCAAGACAGUUUCACUGCUGUUGUGACUCUGGAGCUGAGGGCUGGAGACCAGAUGGCAGUCCUCCUGACGGCAAGAUGUUUCAUCUGUGAUAACACAAACCACUUUAACACUUUCACUGGCUUCCUGCUGUACGCUACUGAUUCAUAUGGCAAAAAGUAGCUGUUGUGGGUCUUAUACUGACAGUUUCUGAGUCUGUUAGAAGAACACGACUUGUAGCCCUUGAUCUCUGUCUGAUUUGUACUAUCACUCAUCCCGACACAACACCGUCAUCAUUAUUUUGUGCUCCGCUAUUUUUCCUGAGAUCACUUCCCGUCAGUUAUGAAUAUUACUUUCUGAGGGAAGCCAGGUUAUUAAUCAGCCUCUGAUGUCUUUUGCACUGUAACAGCUGUUGAUUUUUAAAUCUACUGAAAUGAUGUGAUGUAGGCUUAACUGUAAUAUAAAUAUAUAUAUUAAAAAAAAGUGUACCUGAAACCUACCAGUGAAAU